GCGCCUGCCCUCAGUCCUGGGCUGGCCCAGAGGAAGCUGGCUGCCCUGCAUUUGUGCGUCCUGUAGGAACUGGAGCGAAACCAGCGUUACCUGGCAGCCAUUGGGAUUACCAUAUUGGAGCAGGUCAGCCAUUUAUCUUGCCUAGGUUUCAGCAACCUGAUGUCUGGAAGUAGUGCCUUGGAGAAGGCACAGGACACCUGACUGGAGAAAGCUGUACUCAUUUACCAGUGGCGGACACUUUCUCCUGACAGCCAGUCACGGCUAAUUUAGUAUUUUUGGCUUCUAGUGCCCUUCUCUUCCCCACACUUCAACACACAGAGCAAAAGCUGGUGACAUGCAAGGGAAAGGCACUGAAUACUCCUCUAUCUUCCAAGUGAUCUUGCUGCUUCUGUGAGACAUUAGUAGAGACUUCAGGAAAAAAAAAAUCCUGGACAUGAGAUGCUCUUGGGGUUUUCUGCAGCCCCUUAUUUUUCUCCCAUGAAGCUUGACAGCAAGCCCCAAGAUGAUUCUUUAUGGCUUUUGACUGGAGAAUAUCCAGCCCCUUCAUGGCUGGAUCACCACAAAGGUGUGACCUCCCACCAGGUGGGUCAUGACCAGGUGUGUGAGGUCAGGCUGUGGAGCUGUGUUGGGUGGGUGCAGGUGAGGCUCUGCCCUGGUGCAGCCCCCUGAGGAGAGCCACCAUUUCCUCCCUACCCACCUGUCUGACAAGAUGGUCUCCCGGGGGUACACAGAGCCAGCACCCUGCCCUGCCACUGACCUAUGCUGUGUCAAACUAUAUCAAACCCAGUACUAAACAUUAAACAAUAGAUUUAAGCUGUCUCUUUUUUCCUUGUUUAUUUUUCUUUUCAUUUUUAACUCUCCCAUGGCCAUGCUGUAACUUUACCACCAGCUUCAGGCUUGCAGUCCUUCUGUCAGAACUUGAGGUGGGACUCCUUGCCCUGCCACCCGAGUGCCAGGGACAAUGUCAGUGGAUGGUUGCUCUCACUAAAAACACGACUGCAAAGUGUCCAGAAAUGCUUGUCGCUGAGCUGUGAGGUACAACUGUGGACAACCCCUCUACCCCUCUGUCAGAGCCAUCUGUGGAGAGCCAGAUGCCUUCCUUUGGGUGGUUCCUGUUUGUCUAAAUGCUUUAUGGCUUUUCACGUUAGUAUUAAAUUCCCCUCAGGUUAAUCAGUAAACGUGCUCUGUGUCUUAUUUAAUACCCUCUGAAGCGAUGGGAGCAGGCUGGGUGCUUCUUCCCUCUGCUCCCACAACCUGCCCAUGUGCCAGCCUUGAGGAGCCCUUGGGCAGGGGAGCAGCCUGUGGGGCUGGGGGUGUGGGGCAGCUCCCCUGUGGCUCCCAGAAGCAGGGACUACCUCCUAGGAAGGCAUUGCUGGCACCAUUAUGUGCCAUGUGGAAGCUUUAUAGGUGUGGUGCCUCUCAGGAACUUUGGCCCUAGAAAGGGAAACUGCUGGGGGCCAGAGAGCCACCAUAGGGAGGAGCAUGUUGUGGAGGGAGCAAAGUGGUACAUGUUGUGUACAUGGGGAUCUCUGCCUCUGCCUGUCACUGCAGGGAGGGUUUCGUGCUCCAGUGAGCAAAGGACAGCCUGUAGAUUGCAAAGGGCUCUUGGAUGAUCUUGCCAUGCCUAGCUUCGCCCCAGGUUUCCUUUCCCUAAACAGCAUAUGGAUGAAGAUGAGACGCCAUAAGCUCUUUCUGACUCUCUGCAUGGCUGGUCUCUGCCUCAUCUCCUUCUUGCACUUCCUCAAGGCCCUUUCCUAUGUCACCUUCCCCAGGGAGCUGGCUUCGCUUAGUCCCAAUCUCGUCUCCAGCUUCUUCUGGAACAAUGCCCCUGUCACACCUCAGGUCAGCCCUGAGCCAGGGGGUGCAGAGUUCCUCCGCACACCCUUGUACUCUCACUCCCCCUUGCUCCAGCCCCUGCCUCCCAGCAGAGCCAGCGAAGAGCUGCACAAAGUUGAGUUCGUGCUGCCAGAAGACACAACAGAAUACUUUGUCCGUACCAAAGCUGGUGGCAUUUGCUUUAAACCAGGCACCAAGGUGUUGGAGAAACCACCCGUGGGAGGUCGGCUGGAGGAGCGAGCGGAUGGCGCGGCCUCGGGGCGGCCGGUUCGCAAGCCACUGAGCACCAGCGGAGCCAAGCGGCGCAAGUGGGUGGAGUGCAUGUGCUUGCCGGGCUGGCACGGCCCCAGCUGCGGCGUCCCCACUGUGGUCCAGUACUCCAACCUGCCCACCAAGGACCGCCUCGUGCCUCGGGAGAUCCCCCGGCGGGUCAUCAACGCUAUCAACGUCAACCACGAGUUUGACCUGCUGGACGUCCGCUUCCACGAGCUGGGUGACGUGGUGGAUGCUUUCGUGGUGUGUGAGUCAAACUUCACAGCCUAUGGAGAGCCACGGCCCCUCAAGUUCCGUGAGAUGCUCCUCAACGGCUCCUUUGACUACAUCCGCCACAAGGUGCUCUAUGUCUUUCUGGACCACUUUCCCCCCGGCGGCCGCCAGGACGGCUGGAUUGCUGACGACUACCUACGUACCUUUCUCACCCGGGAUGGCGUCUCUCGCCUCCACAACCUGCGCCCGGAUGACGUCUUCAUCAUUGAUGAUGCUGAUGAGAUCCCGGCCCGUGAUGGCGUGCUCUUCCUCAAGCUCUAUGACGGCUGGACAGAGCCCUUCGCCUUUCACAUGCGCAAGUCACUCUAUGGCUUCUUCUGGAAGCAGCCAGGCACCUUGGAGGUGGUCUCAGGCUGCACCAUGGGGAUGCUCCAGGCUGUCUAUGCUACUGACGGGAUACGAUUGCGACGCCGUGAGUACUACACCAUGCCUGGUUUUCGGCAGUAUGAGAACAGCACAGGACAUAUCCUGGUGCAGUGGUCGCUGGGCAGCCCCCUCCACUUUGCUGGCUGGCACUGCUCCUGGUGUUUCACCCCUGAGGGGAUCUACUUCAAACUGGUGUCAGCCCAGAAUGGGGACUUCCCCCGCUGGGGUGACUAUGAGGAUAAACGAGACCUCAAUUAUAUCCGGGAGCUGAUCCGGACUGGUGGCUGGUUUGAUGGUACUACGCAGGAGUAUCCCCCUGCUGACCCCAAGGAGCAGAUGUACGCUCCCAAGUACCUGCUGAAGAACUACCAGCGGUUCCGCUACUUGUUGGAGAACCCCUACCAAAAAGCAGAGGGUGCUGGGUGAGGCCACGAGGCUCAGGCUCAUGUGGGAAUUCAGAAC
Messenger RNA from Pseudopipra pipra, 3210 nucleotides. RefSeq names its product beta-1,4-mannosyl-glycoprotein 4-beta-N-acetylglucosaminyltransferase (gene MGAT3). Gene Ontology annotation, molecular function: beta-1,4-mannosylglycoprotein 4-beta-N-acetylglucosaminyltransferase activity. Gene Ontology annotation, biological process: N-acetylglucosamine metabolic process; protein N-linked glycosylation. Gene Ontology annotation, cellular component: membrane. The record is from RefSeq and is a predicted model, not a curated record. The coding region runs from base 1483 to 3174 and encodes 563 amino acids. The transcript has 2 exons. Lineage: Eukaryota; Metazoa; Chordata; Aves; Passeriformes; Pipridae.